Oryzias melastigma (Indian medaka) is the source of this 3143-nucleotide messenger RNA. It is a transcript of the gene tmtc2a, whose product is annotated as transmembrane O-mannosyltransferase targeting cadherins 2a. NCBI's taxonomy places the organism in Eukaryota, Metazoa, Chordata, Actinopteri, Beloniformes, Adrianichthyidae. The record is from RefSeq and is a predicted model, not a curated record. Gene Ontology annotation, biological process: protein O-linked glycosylation via mannose. Gene Ontology annotation, molecular function: mannosyltransferase activity; protein binding. The coding region runs from base 335 to 2893 and encodes 852 amino acids. Gene Ontology annotation, cellular component: endoplasmic reticulum membrane. The transcript has 12 exons.
UCCAGAGCCAGAGCGGGGAGAUGCGCGCAUUGGAGGCACAGCAGCAGCACAGAAAUGCGCACAGCUCCGAGCCACAGUCGGCGUUAGCCCCGCCGCCCCUCCAGCAGCUCCGACCGGCGCGUCGCUGCGGUGCUUUCGGGAGGAAAUGGGCAACUUUGGCGCACUUUGCAUGAGGUGGAGGACGCCCGGCGCUGAUGCGAGAGCCGUGCUGCCGAGCGGCUGAACCGGGAGCACAAUAACAGACUUGAGAGGGAGAAAGAAGGAGGUGGUGGUGGAAAGGAAAGAAGGGGGUCCUGAUUUCGGUGCAUCUCCGUUCCCACUUUGGCCGUGAGAGAUGAUCACGGAGCUGGUGUGCACCGCCGUGGCCGUGGCUCUCUAUCUGAACACGCUGGAUGCAGAUUUCUGCUAUGAUGACAGUCGAGCCAUUAAGACGAACCAGGACCUCCUGAGCGAGAGUCCUUGGACCAACAUCCUGUACGACGACUUCUGGGGAACCCAGCUGACCCACAGCGGCAGCCACAAAUCUUUCCGUCCACUCUGCACCCUCUCCUUCCGCCUCAACUACACCCUGCACGGCCUGCGACCUUUCGGCUACCACCUGCUGAACGUGGCGCUGCACGGCCUGGUCACCGCACUUGUCACGGCCCUCAGCCGCACCCUGCUGGGCGGCGGGCCGUGGUGCCUCGUGGCGGGCCUCCUUUUCGCCUCCCAUCCUGUGCACACCGAGGCGGUGGCCGGCGUGGUGGGACGGGCGGACGUCGGGGCCGCUCUGUUCUUCCUGUUGUCUCUCUUCUGCUAUGCGAGACACUGCAGACUCAGGACGGGUCUGGCUGGAGUCUUCCACAGCGGCUCGGCGGCCAGAUGCUGGGGCUGGAUGCUGUGCAGCCUGGGUUGUGCGGCUGCCAGCAUGCUGUGGAAGGAGCAGGGCGUGACGGUUCUGGCUGUGUCUGCCGUGUACGACCUCUUCAUUUUCCAGAGGCUCCAAUUUGGCCCGGCGGUUCUCCUGCUGUUAGGAAAGAGAAAGAACCUGCGAGCGUGCUUGAGUCUCAGCAUGCUGGCCUCAUGGGGAGCCUUUCUGCUAUCAGCUCGCCUCUACUGGAUGGGAAACAAGCCUCCUAACUUCUCCAACUCUGAUAACCCAGCGGCUGACUCGCCACAUUUCCUCACAAGAAUGCUGACUUUUUUCCACCUACCUGCUGCCAACGCCUGGCUGCUGCUCUGCCCAGACAAGCUCAGCUUUGAUUGGUCCAUGGAUGCGGUGCCACUGGUGAAGUCCGUAGCCGACUGGAGGAACCUUCACACAGUUGCCUUUUAUGUUGGAUUCGUCCUGCUGGGUUUGGUUGGCCUUAGAGUUCCAGCUUCCCCAGCAAAGGAGACUAACGGAAAAGACCACGUAGCAAAUGGGAAAUCAGUCACUAACGGGAACGGCUGCCACGCCUCUGACACGAAUCAUAACUCAGAACAUACCAAGAUGACCCUAAACGGGUCCGCUGGACACGCUCACUGUUCUCCACCAACAUCCCUGCCCCCCACCGAAAGCAUAGUGCUGUUUUCUUUAGGCAUGCUGACGUUGCCUUUCGUCCCGGCCACCAACCUCUUCUUCUACGUGGGUUUCGUGAUUGCAGAGCGGGUACUUUACAUCCCCAGCAUUGGCUUUUGCAUUUUGGUUGCUGCCGGCGCUCGAACGCUGUAUGUGAGACUGAGGACUAGAGGGUUCAAGGCCGUGAUGUUGUGUUUGUGUGUGGGACUUGUGUUGCUCAACGGACUCAGAACUGUUCAAAGGAACAAAGACUGGAGCAAUGAGGAGAAUCUCUACAAGUCUGGGAUUAAAGUGAACCCCGCCAAAGCCUGGGGCAACUUAGGGAAUGUUCUGAAGAACCAGGGCAAGAUGGCGGAGGCGGAGAAGGCGUACAGAAACGCUCUGCAGUACCGAGGAAACAUGGCUGACAUGCUGUAUAACCUGGGUUUGCUGCUGCAGGAGAACGAGCGUUUCUCUGAAGCGCUGCAUUAUUACAAACUCGCCAUUGGCAGCCGACCAACUCUGGCGUCGGCCUACUUAAACACAGGAAUAAUCCUGAUGAAUCGGGGAAAUCUGGAAGAAGCCAAACGGACCUUCCUCACUUGUGCCGACAUCCCGGAUGAAAACUUAAAGGAUCCUCAUGCGCACAAGAGCUCCGUCACCAGCUGCCUGUACAACCUGGGGAAGCUGCUGCAUGAGCAGGGCCAGCAUGAGGAGGCUCUGUCUUUUUAUAAAGAAGCGGUGCAGAAAAUGCCGCGCCAGUUUGCACCACACAGCCUUUUCAACAUGAUCGGAGAGGCUUACAUGAGGCUGAACCGGCUGGAGGAAGCAGGCCACUGGUACAGAGAGUCCCUCAGAGCGAAGCCUGACCACAUCCCGGCUCACCUCACUUAUGGAAAACUCCUGUCCAUCACCGGGCAGAGAACAGAAGCAGAGAAAUACUAUCUGAGAGCAGUUCAACUGGACCCGUCGAAAGGAAACUGCUACAUGCACUACGGCCAGUUCCUGUUGGAGCAGAAUCGUCUGGGCGAAGCUGCAGAGAUGGCGGAGAGAGCCGCGGAGCUGGACUCAUCCGAGUUUGACGUGGUUUUCAGCGCGGCGCACAUGCUCAGACAGGCCAACCUGAACGAGGCAGCGGAGAGGCAGUACGAGCGAGCAGCCAGCCUCAGACCAGAUAAUCCAGCUGCUUUGAUGAACCUCGGCGCCAUCCUCCACUUGAACGGGAAACUGUCCGAAGCGGAGGCGAACUACCUGCGCGCUCUCCAGCUCAAACCGGACGACGCCAUCACGCAGUCCAACCUGCGGAAGCUGUGGAACAUCAUGGAGAGGCAGGGAGUGCGGACUCAGCCGGGGAUGCAGAAAGUCGACCUUUGAGAGAGCGGAGAAGGAAAAAGGAAGAGCUGGAACCCAAAAUCUCCUCUGUGUGAAAGACACUUUAGAUACUUUUUGGUCUAUGAACCCGGUUCUGCCUGACACCACCAGUGCAAUAUUAUGGCUCAGACUACUAAAAUAAAAAACAAACUGCAAGAAAUUCAUACUUUACUAUUUGACUGCAAUCAACUUUGCAGAAAAAGUUUAUGUUUUAUUGGUCAAGAUGGUUUGAUUUAAAGAUGCAGAAGGUUUU